AUGUUGGAUGGUGGAACUGGGCUUAAUGCAAUUCCAGAUUCAGUCUCCAUUACUGGUACUUAUAGAGCUGUUAGCAAAAAGAGCUUCUAUGCACUUGCAGAAAGAAUACAAGAGGUGAUUAAAGCUCAGGCGUAUGUAUAUCGUUGUUCAGCUACAGUUGACUUUGAAGGUCCAAACAUCCAAUUUAAGAAAUUUAGAAAGUCGAUUUCAUUCUUCUCAGCUUCAAUCAAGAACAAUAAAAAGAAAAUAGAAGAAGAAGAAGGAACGACCUGGGAUUUUCAAGAAAAAACCACCGAGCCCCCUCCACUGUUACGGAUCGUUGCUGCUGGUUCAUCCCUUUUGUUGCUUCGUUUCGUCGAACCCAAGGGACAACCCCCUCCAUUUUGCGAUCGAUUAGCCACCACCGAGAAUCGACACAACUUGCUGCUUCAUUCUUCUUCUUCCGUUCGGACUCAUCAACUCCGUAGACAAUCGGACUCCUCCUGCCGAACACCAAGCAACACAAACACCAUCAGAUUUGCGACUUUUUUUGGGUUUCUGGUAGAGAUCGUAUGUUCUCUGGUGAAGAAGGCUUGGAACGAGAUUUAG
Lactuca virosa is the source of this 588-nucleotide messenger RNA. The record is from the annotation of a GenBank genome assembly. Lineage: Eukaryota; Viridiplantae; Streptophyta; Magnoliopsida; Asterales; Asteraceae.